AUGGUCGCAGAGAAGGAGCACGACGGCCAAGAAGGUCGCUCCUGGCCUGAGUCCAAGCCGAACCGCAACUCGCAGACCGACUCGGAAGAAUCGCUAAAGAAGCGACCGGUUAAAUGGAGUUUGGGCAUCUUGAACGACAAGGAGACAGACGAGGUUCCUGGCUCUGUCCUACUCCUCUCGAAAGUAUCCAAUCGCAACGAGCCGCUAGGACUUCGUAAUACACCGGCCAGAACAUCGACCUCGUCGCUACCUUCUCCCUUUCCCUAUUCGCAAUCUCAUAACGGCUCUCUCGCUCCACGCUCUCGUGCGGGCUCCAUAGUGCCUCCUACUCCGGAUAAGAAACAGACUGGAGAUGGCAUUGUUCUUGAACCGCAACCGGAUGAGUCUCUGAACGACCCGCUGAAUUGGCCAAAAUGGCGUAGAGACUGCGCCCUGCUGUCUCUAGGCUUCUUCUGCAUGCUUGGUGGCGGUAUGACGCCUGUUCUCGCUGCAGGCUUCGUCAGUGUCUCGGAAACAUACCACGUCUCGGUGCCUCAGGUUGCUCUGACCACCGGUCUUUAUAUGCUGGGCCUUGGUCUUGGUAGCGUUGUUGCUUCACCUACUGCUAUCUUGUAUGGCAAGAGACCCGUAUACCUUGUCGCAUCAGUCAUAUUUGUGCUGUCGGCCGUCUGGUGUGCAUUGUCGCCCAACUAUGCUUCCUUGGUGCUUGCGCGCAUUUUUAUGGGCUUCGCUGUUAGUCCAGUUGAAUGUCUGCCCUCUGCAACCAUUGCCGAGAUCUUCUUCUUGCACGAGCGUGCCUACCGAUUAGGUAUAUACACUCUCCUCCUUCUGGGUGGUAAGAACCUCAUCCCGCUGGUGAGUGCCGCCAUCAUACAGUCGCUUGGUUGGCGCUGGGUCUUCUGGAUCGUCGCCAUCGUCGUGUCAUUUGGCGCUAUCCUGCUGUUCCUCUUUGUCCCUGAGACUUUCUGGGACCGCACACCGAGACCUUCUCGACACUCUCAUAAGCACAGGCCGAGGUUGAUGAGCAAUAUAUCAUUAGCCUCCAUCUUCCAUAGAGGUCAUGCUGACACGCAUGCGCAUGAGGCCGCGCCUGAGCUCGAGAAAGGAGAGAAGACCGACUUGACUCCCAGCGUGAGUCCCACUAAGACCAAAGGAGAAAAGCGCUUGUCAAGACAUGCUCAUUUCAGUGAGCCUGAUGAUGAUGAGAUCGCUCCUGCAGAUGUCGAAAAACCAAGCGUACCUGCUUUGAAUCUUCCAUCACCUGAACACAGCCAUAUGAGAUCUCACAGCGCUCAAUUCGACAGUGUACCUCCGUCUCCUGGUUUCUCUGUCGACGCAGGCAAUGGGUACACUUCUUUCUACCGCGCUGCACCACCGAAGUCGUUCAAACAAACCUUGAAACCGUAUGCCGGCCGUCUGUCUCAGGAUCGUUGGUUCAAGGUCGCCCUUCGUCCAUUCAUCUUAUUCGCAUACCCAGCCAUUCUUUGGUCGUCAUUGGUGUAUGCACUCUCAGUAGGCUGGCUGAUCGUGCUCUCGGAGUCUGUCUCGGUCAUCUACGAGAACCGCGCGACGUAUCACUUCACCUCUCUGCAAGUCGGUCUCGUAUACAUUUCCCCCUUCAUCGGCGGCAUCCUCGGCACCGCCGUCGCCGGUCGCUUCUCAGAUGUCAUCGUCCGCUGGAUGAGCAGAAAAAACGACGGUGUCUACGAACCCGAGUUCCGCCUCUUGAUGGCCAUCCCCGUAACCAUUAGCACCGUGAUUGGUCUCAUGGGCUAUGGCUGGAGCGUUUCAGAGCGCGACGCCUGGAUUGUGCCCACCGUCUUCUUUGGCAUAAUCAGUUUCGGCUGCUGUGUAGGCAGUACCACCGCAAUCACCUUUGCCGUCGACAGUUAUCGCCAAUAUGCCGGUGAAGCCCUGGUCACUUUGAACUUCUCGAAGAACAUCUUUCACGGUUUGGUCUUUUCGCUGUUUUUCAACCAUUGGUUGCAGAGCGAUGGACCCAAGCGUGUCUUCUUGGCACUUGGAGGUAUUCAAUUGGGAUGUUUGAUUUUCACCAUUCCGAUGUAUAUCUAUGGCAAGAGAGCGAGAAUGUGGACGGUGAGAAAGAACUUGAUGGAAAAGUUCUGA
Molecule: messenger RNA, 2127 nt
Organism: Aureobasidium melanogenum CBS 110374
Lineage: Eukaryota; Fungi; Ascomycota; Dothideomycetes; Dothideales; Saccotheciaceae
Product: MFS general substrate transporter
Exons: 3
Coding region: 1-2127 (708 amino acids)
Biological process (GO): transmembrane transport
Molecular function (GO): transmembrane transporter activity
Source: RefSeq, a predicted model, not a curated record